UGGAAGUAAAAUUCCACAGCACAGUUUCUCAUGCUCUGAGACCAGGACUGUGACUCCCAUGCACUUCUGCUCCCGGCCGAUCAAAUACUUCAGCCUCACUGCUGGAGGGGGAUCUGUUUGUUAGCAGCUUCAAGGGAAAAACCUCCAGAAAUAAUUCAAAGCACCUAAUAAGGUUUAAUUCUCAUCAUCAUCAUCAUGUGGGUGUCAAACCUGGUUUCCCUGGUCCUCCUGGCCUCAGCGGCCUCGGCUGCCACCUCUGCCUCGGCCGAUAAAGUGCUGAGUAACCACGCCACCAUCCUGGCCGACAACAGCGCCAACCUGGCUUUCACGCUCUAUCAAAACAUGGCGAAGGAGAAGAAUGUGGAGAACAUCCUCAUUUCCCCCGUAGUUGUGGCGUCCUCUCUGGGUCUGGUGGCUCUCGGCGGGAAGGCCUCCACUGCCUCUCAGGUGAAGACCAUCCUGAACGCGGCUAAAGUGAAAGACGAGCAGCUGCACUCGGGUCUGGAGGAGCUCCUCAGCGAGGUGAGCGACCCAAAGACCCGCAACGUGACCUGGAAGAUCAGCAGCCGCCUGUACGGACCCAGCUCCGUCAAGUUCGUGGACAAUUUCGUCAAGAGCAGCAAGAAGCACUACAACUGCGACCAGUUCAAGGUGAACUUCAAAGACAAGAAGAGCGCCGUGAACGCCAUCAACGAGUGGGCGGCCAAGUCAACCGACGGGAAGCUGCCUGAGGUCACCAAGGACGUGGCAAAGACCGACGGCGCCAUGAUCAUCAACGCCAUGUUUUUCAAACCUCACUGGGAUGAGCGAUUCCAUCAUCAGAUGGUGGACAACCGUGGCUUCAUGGUGUCUCGCAGCCACACGAUUUCAGUACAGAUGAUGCAUCGCACCGGUCUCUACGGCUUCUAUGACGACGCCACCAACAGGCUAACCAUCCUCAGCAUGCCCCUGGCUCAUAAGAAGUCCACGGUGGUCUUCAUCAUGCCCUACAGUGUGGAAUCUCUGGAGAGGCUGGAGAAGCUGCUGACCAAGACGCAGCUGGACACCUGGCUGGGAAAGCUCCAGGAGAAGGCAGUGGCUGUGUCCCUGCCGAAAGUCAGCAUGGAAGUCAGCCAUGAUCUGCAGAAAAACCUCCAGGAGCUGGGCCUGACCGAGGCGGUCGACAAAUCCAAAGCCGACCUGUCCAACAUCUCUGGGAAGAAGGACCUGUACCUCUCCAGCGUGUUCCACGCCUCGGCCUUAGAAUGGGACACCGCUGGAAACGAAAUGGACACCAGCAUCUACGCAACGGACAAACUGAAAGAUCCCAAGCUGUUCUAUGCGGACCAUCCGUUCAUCUUCCUGGUGAAGGACCAGAAGACCAACUCCAUCCUGUUCAUCGGCAGGAUGGUCCGGCCCAAGGGUGAAAAGAUGAGGGAUGAAUUGUGAGCUGAUAGUGACCUGACACUGUGUGGGUGUGGGUUUCCUACUGCAGAUUGAUUAAAGUGCACAAGCAUUCCUUUAAAUAAAGGUUGUUUCUUUAACUGUAAGGAGGAUGAAAGCCUCCCUCAGAGGCCACAACGUGUUCUGGAUUCAGCCAGCUUUAGUGUGCACAAGAUCUCAAGAUCCAACGUUUAAGUUGCCUUCAAAUUUUCAGCUUUAAAUAUUUGAAUGGGAUCUUUUCUCUUGACUUCAGCUUCUUUAAGGUUCCUUUAAUACAAAAAAAAACAAAACAACAACAUCGAAAACCACUGCUGUACAUCAUUCGCCACCAGCAU
Messenger RNA from Salarias fasciatus (jewelled blenny), 1757 nucleotides. RefSeq names its product serpin peptidase inhibitor, clade H (heat shock protein 47), member 1a (gene serpinh1a). The record is from RefSeq and is a predicted model, not a curated record. Gene Ontology annotation, cellular component: endoplasmic reticulum. Gene Ontology annotation, molecular function: serine-type endopeptidase inhibitor activity. The transcript has 5 exons. The coding region runs from base 196 to 1428 and encodes 410 amino acids. NCBI's taxonomy places the organism in Eukaryota, Metazoa, Chordata, Actinopteri, Blenniiformes, Blenniidae. Gene Ontology annotation, biological process: negative regulation of endopeptidase activity; collagen fibril organization.